AUGAGCAUUGCGUCCUUGACAAAACUCUUGCUCCAGUUGAUCGUUAUCAUUCUGAUAUGUUCCACAAAGUCAUCUGCUAAACGAAAGCUUUGCGGUGCUGCGCUGCAAUCGCAUUUGAUUCGUGUUUGCACAUUCGCUUAUGAACGAACACCGUGUUUCAGUUCCAAAUUUCCAAGAUCCAAUUCAGUUCGAAGUAGUGGUGCGAGGGCCUUCACUGGAAUAGCAAAUAAAUGCUGUGAAGAAGGCUGUACGAUACUGGAUAUGAGGGCAACGUGUUGCUUCAGGUUGUCCUGUCUGAGGAGAUGCUAUCCGAAUUCUGGAUAUGGACGUCGCUUUAGAGCUGAGGAUGACGUUAAAAUCGUUUGA
Anisakis simplex (herring worm) is the source of this 366-nucleotide messenger RNA. The record is from the annotation of a GenBank genome assembly. NCBI's taxonomy places the organism in Eukaryota, Metazoa, Nematoda, Chromadorea, Rhabditida, Anisakidae.